Eupeodes corollae is the source of this 2071-nucleotide messenger RNA. RefSeq names its product kelch-like protein 5. Gene Ontology annotation, molecular function: protein binding. Lineage: Eukaryota; Metazoa; Arthropoda; Insecta; Diptera; Syrphidae. The record is from RefSeq and is a predicted model, not a curated record. The coding region runs from base 160 to 1941 and encodes 593 amino acids. The transcript has 2 exons.
CCUCUAACCUGGGCUGUCAGCUGUCUUUUGUUGGUACUCUUGUUUGGACCAGAGUUUUUUCUCUCUGCCCUGGCAAUUAUUGUUUGCAAAUAGAAACGUGACAAUAAAAUAAUUUAAAGUUUUGUUUAUUUUAUUUGAUUUUUUAAAUACCUAUACGAAAUGCAAAACACAGAUCUCGAAAAAUUAGCAGUCAUUUCAAUAAUCGAUUUAUUCCAAGGCAACUCAAAAAUAAUCAAAUAUUCGACCUACAUCCCAGAACUUUGGAGACAUUUUUACUUCAUGGCGGAGCUAGAUGAAACGUUUAUGAAUGAUGAUCAUGCGAACAGACUCUCUACCGAGAUACGCAGAUUCUAUAAAUCUGGAGAGUUCUGUGAUAUUGUUUUAAUCGCUGGAGUCGAUUGCUUCAAAUUGUCGGCUCACCGAAUGGUUCUGUCAGCUUCAAGUGGGUACUUUCGGACGAUGUUCCAGAGCAAUCUGAGCGACGCAAAGGCGCCUGAAGUAAAACUCGAGCAAUGGGAUGGAGUUACUCUAAAGACCAUCGUCGACUUUAUGUACACACCAACUGUCGACAUAACCAAUGAAAAUGUUGAGAACAUCUUAAGGGCAGCCGAUUUUCUUGAUAUUAGCACUCUUGUGACAUCGUGCUGUAACUUUAUGAUGAGCCAUCUGUAUGCUAGCAAUUGCUUGAGAAUAGUAUUCUUCGCAGAGCAACACAACUAUUGGGAGUUGCUAGAAAAAGCCCUUACCUAUACGCAUUUAAACUUUGAACAGGUUACGAAAGAACAAGAGUUUCUUGAGAUGACCGGUGAACAAUUGGGACGAUUUUUGGAAAGUGACAAAAUUCAUGUAUCGUCGGAAAAGUCGCUACUUCUGGGUCUGGUUGAGUGGAUCAAACAUGAUCCUGAAAAUCGUCAGGAUUCAAUUCCCAUUUUGCUAAAGCUCAUUCGUUACCCUUUAUUGGAACCAAAGUGUAUUGUUGAGAAUCGAGAGUUUCUUUGUAGAUCACCCGAAUGCCAGGGCAUUAUUUUGGACUGGCUUCAAUACCUUCUAUCGCCCCAAAGUCGUAGCCAAUUCCCCCUGGCAUCAAACACACCAAGACAAUCGUGUAAAAGGCUCUAUUUUAUUAGUGGCAAUGAUAAUUCUUCGAAUUUCAGAGUUCAAACAUUCGAUCAUGCGAAGAAUGUGUGGUCUCCAGUAGAAUGGCCACAUCCAAUGAGGAGAAGAAAGUUUUUUGCUGCUUGUGUGAUGGAUAAUCUCUUGAUUGUAGGCGGUGGAGACCAUAUUGGACGGUCUACUGCUGAAGUUGAAUACCUUGAUAUUCAGUCACUGAAAUGGACUCGUUUGCCAGCGAUGUCUAUGCCACGCAGGUGGUUCUCCUUGGCCGUGUUGGAUGGAUGUUUAUAUGCGUUGGGUGGCAUUGAUUCGUAUUGGACUAAUUCGGUGGAGACGUACAGUUUCAAGACAGACAAGUGGACCGAAAUGCCAGCAAUGAAUUCCCCACUAAUGUACACCCAGUCAGUGGUUGUUGAUGGGAAGUUGUAUGCAAUUUGUGCUGAAAAUCGUGGUUUGGAGUGCUUCGAUCCGCUCACCAAUAAAUGGUCUUCGUUGCCACCAAAAAAUGAAUUUUCCGCACAAUAUGCAUUGGGUGCUGUUGGAGGGUAUUUGUAUGCGAUUGGUGGGCAUUAUGCUGAGGGUAGAAGUAAGACUGUGGAACGAUAUGACCCGAAGACUCAAAGAUGGUCGACAGUGUCGUCGUUGAAAGUGGGACGAUCAAGAAUUUCGGUAACUGCAUUUAAUAACAAAUUGUUCGCAUGCGGUGGUCAUGAUGGGCGAGAGUUCUUAAAAAUAGUCGAAGAAUAUGAUCCGCACACUGAUAAGUGGACUCAAUUGGCACCUUUGCAUGUUGAAGGUGAUAGUUGUUCCCACGUCUUGGCAAUUUAAAUUGCACUUAAUUUGUACACAAAUUUUAGUUCUUAGACAAAAAUUACAUAAUAAAAUCGAAAUAUUAUAUUUUAUAUACCUAUAUAUGUAUGUAUUAUAUAAUUAAAUCGAAAUAUUAUAUUUUACAUAA